UUGCCUGUUCACAUUUCACAGCGACAUCUAGCGGAAAGGUCAAACACGGGCACUGCUGAAAACUACGUUACCCAGAAACCCUUCGUCAAUUUAUAGCGGAUUCUACAGGGAUAGGCUAGCUAGCUACUGCUGUCCAAAUAAACAACAUUAACAAAAUGUAAGCAAAUAUGAAAGAUUUGCCUGUUUCUUUGUGAGUACCACUGGAUCCGAGACAAAUUGACGUAUGGAGCGCUCAAUUUUGCCCUCUUUAGCCGUGCUUGCGAACAUUGUGGAUAUAAUAUGCUGCGCAGAAAGCCCACCCGUCUGGAAUUGAAGUUGGAUGACACUGAGGAGUUUGAGUGUGUCAAGAAAGAACUUGAGAUUCGGAAAAAACAGAGCGAUGAAGUGGAUGUUGUUGGUGUGGCUAUGUUUAGUAACAUGGUGGGGGCCAGCGGUGGAACAGGGGAUGGAAAGACACGGGAACAGAUGAUCAACGAGAGAAUAAGCUACAAGCCCCAUCCUAAACCCAACACCUUGCCCUCACUCUUUGGAAACCUGUAGUUUUAGGUUCCUAAUAGGCACAUUCACAAGACUACUCAAACUGUUGGCUCCACCAGUGUUGGUGUGUGGAUGGCACAGUAACAAUGCUAUUGACAUGGUCAGGGAUACCUGUGGGCUUGCCUGAGGUCAGAAUUCCCUUCACAAAGAAAUGUGUAGUUUGAGGAUCAUGUUUUGCUUAUAACACAUAUCUUCUAAAGUAAUGUUGUUGCAUUUACCUGAAAUGUUAUGACUUGCGAUGCAAAGCGUGUGGCCUUUCUUUUGUACAACAUGUUUCAUGGGAGCUGUUGUAGUGGUUUCCCUCGAUUACAAAAAUCCAGACUUGGUAGUCCCAGGAAGGUGAAGGUAGCAUCUUUGGGGCAAAAUGGAAUGGACUUGAUAACUAAUCAGUUAUUACUUAGAAUGGUAUGAUUGUAGUUUUAUUGGCCUUCAAGGCUGCAUUAUGAGAAUGCAACAGAAUCAAACAUACAGUUCUUGAAUGAUACCAUUUAUUACUUGUUUUCUCUAGAUGAUUACAGCACAGUAAAUACGUCAUACUAUACAGACAUGUCUGUGGACUUAACAGUCCAGGUAAUGUUCACACUGUUGCUGCGCUGGAGUGGCAGUCAGACUCCCACUGCUGUUUUGGCCCAUUAACUUCAACGCUCGAGUUGUACAGUAGACUAUAAUAAUAAAUCUUGAUACAUGAUCCCAUGUGGUAAAGCAGAAACAGUUAUAAUAUGUUCAAGUAUACACCAACUAUUAAUGUCCCUGGCUUGAUUGUAAUGUAAUGAGAAUGUGCGGCAGUUAAAUCCAGUUAUAGCAACUAGGAAUUUGACCCUCAAACCAGGCACAGCACAUCACUAAGGCUGUGUUUAGACAAGCAGCUCAAUUCUGAUAUUUUUUCCACUAAUUGGUCUUUUGACCAAUCACAUCAGAUCUUUCUACAACCGAUAUUUUCCAGAUCUAAUUGGUCAAAAGACCAAUUAACUGAGUGUAACAAAAAAAAAAAAAAAAAAAAAAAAAAAAAAAAAAAAAAAAAA
Messenger RNA from Oncorhynchus mykiss (rainbow trout), 1559 nucleotides. NCBI's taxonomy places the organism in Eukaryota, Metazoa, Chordata, Actinopteri, Salmoniformes, Salmonidae. The record is from RefSeq and is a predicted model, not a curated record.